Paramecium octaurelia is the source of this 1189-nucleotide messenger RNA. The record is from the annotation of a GenBank genome assembly. Lineage: Eukaryota; Ciliophora; Oligohymenophorea; Peniculida; Parameciidae.
AUGAUUGUUUAAGAAAAUUUGAAUGAAAAAGUGUCUUAGCCGAGAUUAUGUUAAGGCACUAAUGAAUUUCGUGGAAUAUCUUGGGACGAACUGGAGAAUAGAUUCAUUUACUCAACGUUCUAAAUAUUUUUGAAGAAAUAAGAAAUCUAUUACAUAAAAGAGGGAUAAAUAAUUAGACUGUUAUAUUUUGUUGUUUAAUAUAUUUAGAGACACUAUUAAAGAUGAAACUAAGGAACCUGAUUACUUAACUAAUUUGGAUUAAAUCAAAUUUCUAAAUUGGAUAGGAAGUUGUGACAAGAAAAAUUAGAAAAUUGGAAAAUGGAUAACAAUUUGGAAGGGAGGAGUUCUUCAAGGAAUUGGAGGAUAUUAUGCUGAAGGAGAAAAAUAAGGCCUAUGGAAGGAAAUAUCCAAAAAUUUUUAGAAGUACAAAUUUUUGAUAUAUUGAAAAGUUAGGCAUAGAUAUAUGAAUAUGGAGAAUAUAUGAAUGAUAAAAGGUAAGGGAUCUGGAAACAUCUAUACAAAUAAACAGAAAUGUAUUAAAAAUGAUAUCGUUGAAUUAGUGGUGGUGGAAGGUAUAAUCCGUUAGGUUAAAGACAUGGGAAAUGGAUAUAGGCAAGUGAUAGUUUUUGGGAUCAGUCAAAUAUUACUUAUAUUGGAGUUUAUGAAAACGGUAUCAAAAUUGGUUUGUGGGAUAUUUAGUUUAAUGAAAAAGGAAUCGAUUAUUUGGUGUAAAAUUAUUAUCAUUAUAAACUAAAUUAUUAGUGGUGGUGGGUUCUAUGACCAAGGAGUAAAAGUUGGACACUGGGUUGAUAUCUUUGAUGGAUUUUGGUUCCAUUCUUGUAUUACUUAUCAUGGUGAAUAUAAUAAAGGUAAAAAAAUCGGUAAUUGGAAUAGCUUUUGGGAUGCAAGAUCAAAAAUGUAAAAUUAAAGCAUUAUCUAUUUAUUGUUAGUGGUGGUGGAUCUUAUGAUGAAGGAAUUAAAAUUGGGAAUUGGAUAGAAGUGAGUGAUGGAAUUUUUGACUAGUCAAUAGUAACGUUUAUGGGUGAAUACAAUAAAGGUUAGAAAAUUGGUCGAUGGGAAACACUUUUUUCUGACAAAGGAAACAUUCAAUGGAUGUAAGACUAUUUUCAAAAAUAAUUAAUACUGCUAGUGGUGGUGGAGAAUAUGAUGAAAAAGGCCAAGGUUUGAA